Molecule: messenger RNA, 885 nt
Organism: Plasmopara halstedii
Lineage: Eukaryota; Oomycota; Peronosporomycetes; Peronosporales; Peronosporaceae
Product: glutathione peroxidase 2
Exons: 3
Coding region: 1-885 (294 amino acids)
Biological process (GO): response to oxidative stress
Molecular function (GO): glutathione peroxidase activity
Source: RefSeq, a predicted model, not a curated record
AUGAAGUUACCAUCAGGCUACGGCUGCGCGACCACGGACAGCGAUGGCUCCUCUACAGCGACUGGCGAUAGCAACACUGUACAUGAUUCUGAGACCUGUGCGAAUGGUGUACUACGCCCGACGUCCCAAAACCAGCAAUACCGCAAUUUGCCAAUGGCUGUCGCAGUACCAAUCUCUUCUUCCGGAUCCUGCCCUGAUAGCGGGCGCUCCAGCAUGGCAAAUAAUCGCCGAAAAACAGCUCACAACUUCUCAUUUCGCUCGCUUAUUGGCUCCAAGUUUAUUCGCCUUGCUGAUUACGCUGGCAAGCCGCUUUUAAUCGUGAACGUUGCAUCACACUGUAACUCUACCACAAAAGCCUACGUACAGCUCAAUGAGCUGGCUCAGCGGUUUCCUGAGCUUGUCAUCAUUGGAUGCCCAUGUAACCAGUUUGGUCAUCAGGAAAAUCUUAACGGCGAGGAAAUAUAUCAGAGCUUGCGACACAUCCGCCCUGGCAUGGGCUUUGAGCCAGUAUUCCAGCUUACGGAGAAAGUGGAAGUAAAUGGAGCUAAUGCCCAUGCGCUGUUUAACUUUCUUCGUAUCGCGCUACCAUACCCAUGUGAUCGCACACUACUAGAUGAGAUGUCGACGCCAAGUGGCGUCUUUUCUCAUCCUAUGCGCCUCAUCUGGAUGCCAGUCACGCGUGCUGACGUCAGUUGGAACUUUGAGAAGUUCCUCAUCAGCCCCGACGGCACGCCUUACAAACGUUACAGCCCCAAGCUCGACUUUGCUGGCUUGGUUGAGGACAUAAAGUUUUUGUGCAAUAUCAAUAUGACUGGCGAACAGCACCAGCUGGCAAGUCGAUGCGUUCGCGCUGAGUUAGUGAUGGAUGAUGUGCGAAUUUUGUGA